AUGAGCAGCUCUAGCUCUAGCUACACCACCAACUUAUCUCAGUAUGAUGGAGAUGAAAGAUGUAGAUGUGGUCGAAGUGUUGUGAUGCAAACUUCACUAACUGUGAAAAAUCCAGGAAGAAGGUUCCUUGGGUGUACAAACUACAAAAAAAAACAUGGAUGCAAUUUCUUUGUCUGGAUAGAUCCUGAAACGUGUCCUAGAGGAUUGGAAUAUGCCAAGAUCAUGCAAGCCAAAAAGAAAGAACUUGAGAAACAAGUUGAAGAAUUGAAAAUGAUAACUGAGAGGUUGGAAAGAGGAAAACAAAUGGUGGAAGAAGAAAAUGAUGCACUGGUUGUCAAAUUGGCAGACUUGACUGAAAUGAAUGUCAAGCUUACAACUACUAUUGAAGCCCUAAAUGCACAGAUUGGAGCAAGGAAGACUAGAGAGAUAGGACCAAGUUAUUUUAGGAACAUCAUCAUAGUAGUGGUAGUCAUUGUGUUUGUGAUUGGUGUGCUUACGUCAAGUGUGAACCAUAAUACCCUUAUGGAAAAAUAUUUGUAUUCGCCUUAA
Rhododendron vialii is the source of this 549-nucleotide messenger RNA. RefSeq lists its product as uncharacterized. Lineage: Eukaryota; Viridiplantae; Streptophyta; Magnoliopsida; Ericales; Ericaceae. The transcript has 2 exons. Gene Ontology annotation, molecular function: zinc ion binding. The record is from RefSeq and is a predicted model, not a curated record. The coding region runs from base 1 to 549 and encodes 182 amino acids.